CCGAGGAGGGGCAGCAGUGCAGACUGCAGCCGCGGAGUGUCUCUGUGCGUCAGCACUCGUCCCUCUCUCUCUCUCUCUCCCUCUCUCUCUCUCUCUCCCUCUCUCUCCGUCUGCUCACACCAUGGAGCCCAACAGCCCAAAGAAGAUCCAGUUCUCCGUGCCUCUUUUCCAGAGCCAGCUGGACCCGCAGGCAGCGGAACAUAUCCGCAAGAGGAGACCUACACCAGCCACGCUGGUCAUCUACAAGGACCCGUCAGCCGCAGGAUCAGAAGACCGACGGAACACUAGCAGCCAGGCAGAGGGCCAGAGUGCAGAGGUAUCCCCUGCCCAGAGGAAGAAGAGUGUCUACACCCCUCCUGUGAUGAAAGGCAGGGAUCAGGCUCUCCUCCCCAGAUCUGCGCAGGACGAGAGGGAUGGCCAGCGCAGCUCACACUCACAGCCGCACCCAGACACGCCCACAGAGGAGUGGUCAGGGACCCCGCCCAGGCGCAAAGACACGCCCUACCAGCACCAGCACCUGUUCACCCCAGAGGGCAAGCUCCUUAAGAUGGCGAGGGAGUCCUCCUUUCCUGAGGAGGAGGAGGGCCUGAACGAGCAGGAGGAAGAUGGGAACCAGUAAAGGGGUCCAAAAGCACCCCCACAUCCAGAACCUCUGCGUCAGUGACCAAAACGCAAGAAUGGAGGAAAAACGUUUUUUUUUACCGCCAAAGGAACUCAGUCUGACUACUUCCUGCCCACGCUGGCAUCCUUUAUCUUAGUGUCCGAUGGCAGGCCAGUUAGGCUCUGAUUAGCCUCUCCUUUCUUUCCAGGGCAGACAUUGACCGUACUCUCUCUCACUCUCACAGUGUACAUGCACUUCAUUGUUGUUGAUCAUCUGAAAUUGUGAUGAGACAAGACGACCAGCUUACAGUUAUUGUAGCAAUACUGAGAAAAUCCAUUUAGUAAUUACCUGACGACAUGAUACAAAUGAUAUCUUUAUUUUUGAAGGCCAGAAAAACAUUCCUUUCUAUUCGAUAACCUCUUUCAUGCCCUCUGUGUAUGUGGAAAAAUAUUUUUUGAAUAAAGCCUGAUAAAUGAAUUUCUGAUAAAUGAAGGUGAGGAAUUUUGUAGAGGGUUUUCUUUCUGUGGGAAAUGUUUUUAAUACAGAACACAGCACUGAAGGAACAGGAAUAAGACACAGCACAGCGCGUUUCUGUGGAUGACCAGGGGCACCGGGUUACAGUUAAGGUACGUUUAUGCCUCCCCGAUCAGACAAGUGCAAAACCCAGGAGCUAAUCUUAACCCUAAUCAUGUCUGACUACCCCCUGUAGAUUUUUGUCUACACUUUUUUAAACAGAUAUGAGACCAAUAUGCAAAC
Megalops cyprinoides (Indo-Pacific tarpon) is the source of this 1357-nucleotide messenger RNA. RefSeq names its product protein phosphatase 1 regulatory subunit 1C-like. Lineage: Eukaryota; Metazoa; Chordata; Actinopteri; Elopiformes; Megalopidae. Gene Ontology annotation, biological process: intracellular signal transduction. Bases 122 to 619 code for a protein of 165 amino acids. Gene Ontology annotation, cellular component: cytoplasm. The transcript is spliced from 6 exons. The record is from RefSeq and is a predicted model, not a curated record. Gene Ontology annotation, molecular function: protein phosphatase inhibitor activity.